Molecule: messenger RNA, 1080 nt
Organism: Amphimedon queenslandica
Lineage: Eukaryota; Metazoa; Porifera; Demospongiae; Haplosclerida; Niphatidae
Exons: 2
Coding region: 1-1080 (359 amino acids)
Biological process (GO): DNA integration; DNA recombination
Molecular function (GO): DNA binding
Source: RefSeq, a predicted model, not a curated record
AUGCCUAGGCUGAGUUGGACUUCUGCAGCCGCCAAAGCAUCAGAGUGGAGCCAGGUCAAUAUUGCCGCUAAGGAGCUUUUUCCCUUAGUGGUAGCUAUAGCCAUCUGGGGGCCCCAGUGCAAGGACUCCCAAAUAUGCCUCAACUCGGACAACCAAGCAGUGGCUCGCUGCUGUCAAUGCUCCUCGACAUCAAGCUACAGUGGACCUCCACACACUGGAAGGAGCUGUUCAGGGCUCUUUAGAAGGGGUCUAGCUGACAGCUCGGCCUCUUCAUACGCCACAGCUCAGAGACCCUUUUUAUCAUUCUGUGCAGAAUGUAACAUCACUCCACUGCCACUUUCUGAGCACACUCUAUGUCUGUUUGCUGCCUUUCUUGCAAAUCAGGGGUUGCAGGCUAGGACCAUCCAAGCCUACCUCUCAGCCCUAAGACAUUUCCAGAUCUCAGCUGGAUUGCCAGCCCCUCCCCUCAGUUCUUGGCCCUGGCUCCACUACAUUACAAGGGGCAUCAGGAGAUCCCAAGGCUCUUCACACAGGGUCAGACUCCCUAUAACAGCCUCUAUCAUGAGAGACUUAAUGAUCAGAUGGGCCCAGCCUGGGGGAGGCGGUCUCAAGAACCAGCUCUUCCAGGCCGUGGCUUGCACGGCCUUCUUUGGUUUCUUUCGCAUGGGGGAGCUACUACCAGAGAAAGCAGGAGCCCCUCCCCCAAUGCUUCUCUCAGACCUGUCCACUGACAGCCACUCCGCUCCUUCCAUUUUUCAGCUCCUAUGGAGACGAUCUAAGACAGACCCUUUUGGAAAAGAGGUGAAAGUCACACUGAGUAGGUCUGGAAAAGAAAUCUGCCCAGUGAAGACUAUGUCCUCGUAUCUAACAAUUUGGCCACGGUCAAAAGGGCCUCUAUUUAUUUGGGAGGAUGGGAACCCAUUGCUAAAAGAGCAGUUUGUGGCAGGAGUCCGCAAAGCUCUGGCCGAGGGGGGCAAGAAUCCUGACUGUUUCGCCGGUCACAGUUUCAGGAUAGGUGCGGUCACAACAGCGGCAGCAGCUGGAGUCCUGGCUCACAUUAUUAAGAACCUCGGCAGAUAG